Nothobranchius furzeri (turquoise killifish) is the source of this 7985-nucleotide messenger RNA. RefSeq lists its product as uncharacterized. The record is from RefSeq and is a predicted model, not a curated record. Lineage: Eukaryota; Metazoa; Chordata; Actinopteri; Cyprinodontiformes; Nothobranchiidae.
GGCUGCCUCCUGCACGAAGCUCUGCUGAGGCACUUCAGACAUGGAGGAAAACCUCCAAAGGGAGAAGACUGCAACUGAUUGGCUGAUAACGCUUUGAAGGACACCAAUCAGACGCCAUCCUUGCUGUGUGACUGCAUGUUUCCCUCUCUAUCUCUGAACGCAUCAUGUCAGCCUGCGCAUAUUUUUUAUGAUUGCAGCGCAGCACGUAUGCGUGUCGUGCUUCUCAGAGCGCAAGUGUGUGUGUGAGUGGAGAAUGCUGAAACCCAGAUCAGUCAAUACGGGAAAGAAGCAAUUAUAGGAUUACUGUGGAAAUACAUGAAGAAGGAAGAAGGGAUAAAAAGAAGGGAUACAGCUUGGAGGACAGUGGUGAGAGAGCAGAUGCUGAGGAGGAGAGAGUGGUGGUGAAAAGGUACGCAGAGGAUCUGCUGAAGGAAAGCAGAAGCAUCGCUGAUUUUUAGAAGAUCCUUGGCAGCUGUCUUCUGUUGCCGUGGCGAUGGGCUGCUGGCUGUCUGGACCAUGGAUGGAAGACCAAACGACAGGUGGGCGGAGCCUAGCACACCUUAGCCAACGGGAUGCACUGCGCAUCAUUGCAGCCAGUCAGCGCCCAAUCACCUUACAGAUCAAAGGUCAGAGGAGGCGAGGCACUGAUGUCAUCAGGGAAUCCUGGGAGCCACUUCCCCUUAAUCUGCAGCACCUCAACCUACCUCUUCCACCUAUGGGAGUGGGGAUGAACACAUCUAGCCCCUCCUACCCAGACAGGCAUUUUUACAGUCAUCUCUCUCUGCCUCAAGAGCACUGUGAAGCAGGACGCUACAGUUACCUGUCUAGUUCUCCACAAGACACGGUGGACAUCAGCCAUCAGGAACUAGAGCUCUCCAGGCAUCAAUCUAAGAGACAGAACUGUCUGACAGGAUGCUGCAAUCCAGACGUGGAUGAACCUACCACCUGCAACAGCCAGACCGAUGAUGAAGACUUCAUUCUGGAGAAGCCAAUGGGUUUCAUGCCCCUCCACCAUGAGCUGGAUAGUGGUCUGGGCUGGACUGAUGGCUCCCUUCAUCAAGGGGACCUUUCGGGACUAGAAACAGAAGAAGGAGGCCUAGAAGACUGUCAUCCUCACGGGAACCUUGCUGCACCAGGGUUUGGGGGUUUUGGAGGUGGUUCUCCCUCCUCAGAGUCCUUCAUCUCCUCGGAGCUCAGUGACUCAGGCUUUUACAGCGUGAGCACCGGGGAGUUCAGGCACUUCCAGAGGCUUCUGGAGAAGCGAAUGCGACUGUACAACGCUAGGAUGCAACAUCAGGGCGAACCGUGUGAGAGGCGUGAGAGGCGUGACAGCUGCCCCAAGAGCCACAGGGAGCUGCUGGAGGCCAUUCCAGAAGCACUGACGGUGCAGCCUCAAUGCCAGCACCUGCAGCAUGGGAUGGACGAUGGCGCAGGCCCCGUCAUGGAUGUCCCACCUCGUGGUCUUUUCAGGGUUUCGUCGGUCCAGUUUCACAAAGCUGACCGACCUUCUCUGAACCGUCACAGCUCCAGCAGUGGAGCGCUCUUCAACCCUUCCCACGCUGGGGUCUCACGAAUGACUGCUCCAGUCCUGUCCACCUGCAGCACCCCCUCCAGCCACCGUAGACCACAAGUAUCCAUGCAGCAGCAGUACCACCACCAGGGGUCGAGCUCAGUUGGGAUGCUGAGGAGAAGCCGGACCCUCCACCAUCGCCCUCCUCCACAGGAGUACCGCCGACGGGCUAGCCACCCAGCAUCUCCAUCUUAUUGUGCAGCGACUUUGCACUACUGUGGAGGAGUCACGCCACAAAGCGCUCUUCCACCGGGCCUGCUAGAGGACGGUGAGCUAGAAGCAGGUGUGGUGGCUUCCCACCCAGCAGGCAUGGCCCUGUCAGCCCAACAACACCCAACUGCUCUGGGGCACAUCAGAUGCUUAAGCAACAAUGAGCGGUGCUAUGAAAACAAUGGCCAGAUACCCCGCAAUGACUGGUGGCACUCAAAGGAAAGAGUCUUGAUACCUGAGGCAAUAAUUACAGAGAGAGAACGGGAACUGGAGCAAAAAUGUCAAUUUCAAAAGGAGAAAGAGCUGGAAAGGGAGGCAAAGAUUCAGGAGGAGAAGGAACGAGAGAGGCAUCAGGAGCUGGAGAGGAGCCAAGCCAGUGAACAGCAGCCCCUCCUAAGUCAUGUCCACCCUCCACAAGCUGGAGACGUCAAUGACACAUGGCCCAAACCAGCCAGUCGUCAGUCCAAUGGAGGUGGAGGAGGUAGAGGUCUUUAUAGCACAUUGGAGGGCCCACCAGGAGCUGGAAUUACCGUUGGAUGUGACGCAAAGAAUAGACAAAUAAAUGGGAAUUCAAGUCCUAAUCCCAGUUCUGGUCUGCAGUCAAAACCUGGUCUUGGCGGCAAACCCAUUCCACCCUCACGGAUCACACGGAGCCAGAUGCUCAGAGACAGGGCAUCUCAGCUGGCUGAUGAACGCAGUGGGAUGAGCACCGAUGAAGAGACCAGCGCUGACAUGCUGCUCGGUCGCUACUGGAGUCGAACGGAGAGGAAGGAACACUUCCUGUUGGCUCGUGAGCAAAAGCAGCAGCAGCUGAUGGCCAGAGGCAUGCCUGUACGACACAGCACCAGCAGGGGAGGGGCCUCCAUUGGAGAUGGAGCUGUGCUAGAAAGUAGAGGAGUUGGACCUUUUGCAGAAGGACGAUGCAACAUGGUCCUGGAAAUGAGUCAAAGAAAGCUGAGUCGUCUGAGGCACAGAAAGCUAUUGGAUGACUGGACAACAGUGGAGGAACUGCUGACUCAUGGAAACAGGUUGGACAACCAGGAGACCAUGCUGUGUCCAAGUUCCCUGCUCACAGUCACCACUGUGUAACCGCAUGGAGAUUGCGUCUAAUUGCAAUUCUUUUGGUGAGAAAUGUGUGUGAUCCCAAACAUCUGCUUGUUUUCAGGUCUUUCUCAGUUUCAUGAGAAGGUGGAUAUCAGCUUCAAUAGAAGAGGAAAAAGAGACAAUUUUUUAUACAGCACCUCUCGAGGUAAAAGAUCACGAGGCGCUUCACAGGAGCAAAAAUGAAAAAGAGAUUAAAGAAUAGAGUAGGCAACAGUAGACAGGAAGUGCUGAGACAAGCCCAAUGCAGAGCAGCAGUUCAAGCUUGUAAAAUAAGAAAAAAAAAAAAAAACUAAACAAAUCAGCAGCGGUUUAGUCUGCUCCAAAUAACCGGGCCCACUAAAGAAACUUCUUAUAAAGAGAUAAAUUAAACAUUUUUCCUGAUCUCAAUCUUUUCAUUAGCUACUGUAUUCCAACAACACCCCAUUCAUGGUUUUCUCAACACCAGGUCAGGUAUUUUUUCUGAUCAGUUAAAAUAUUUGCAUUUUUUUAUGUCCUGAUAGAUAAACUUUACAGUUACAAAACUGGUUUAAUUUUAGCAGGAAGCAUAUCUAGAAUCAAGAUUUGUGUAUUUGACUGUUAGGCCCGGUUCACACUGCAAGACUUUAAAACUGUCUAACAGUUUCCUAAGCAGGAAAGACCCACAAGUGGUGAAAAAAAAUCACAUAUAUAUAUUAGUUUUGGUCCUACAGUGUGUGGUGUACAGCCACACAAUAAAAACCACACGCUACACACGAACCGAUUUCACUCGCGUACAUUUCGGUCAGACGGGAAAUCCUGCAAAACCGCGUGAGAUCAAAUGUAACUUUGGAGAACAGAAACAUGACGGAGGAGGAGCAUGCAGUGUGCAUCAGCCAAAAUUGUACCAAGACAAUUCAACGUGUUAAAGGGAGACGGCAGUUUUGGCUUGCUUUUAGCACCCCCUAGUGCCCGUUUGUAGAAGCAAAACCAAAAAAUCUCACUGUGCGUCCGACUUUUUAACACCGUAAUCUAACAGCUGAAACGUCUCUCAGCGUUCCUAAGAGUCCAGAGGAGUGAUUCAUCAUUAAAUUUAAAAAAUCAGCUGUGUUCAUGAUCAAAAGCAUGAAGGAAACGUGCUGGAGCCAGACAGCAGCACCAGGUAUGUCAGCUCAGUUUUUUUUUAAAGUCCAACUGAGCGGACCGGCAACUGUGAAGUUGCAAGCGUGAUUUUCUGGCCACAUGGGGCGAUAGGGGCUGGGCGGCCUUACAUAAACCCUGUAAAGGCUCAUUUUAGCACUGGCUCAAGAAAAGUAUUUAAAAAUAUGAAAAAAGUUGCAUCACGUCCCAUUCACCCUGAUUUAUGACUGGACUGGUCCAGACAUUCUUCCGAGCAGACCAGAGCUCUCUUAGUGCAACAAACCACACACAGCAGGAAUAUCUGAGAAGAUUAUCUUUAGAGCCAUUACGUGAUUUUAAGAUUGUUGGAUGGGAAGAAUCAGGUCAAAAAUGAUCUUGCCAUGUGAACCGGUCCUAAGCGUGUGUUCACAAUCAACUAUGUAUUCAAUUAAAGUGUUUUGGGGACUCAUUUCUCAGACAGAUCCUCCAUAUUUAUUUUUGUUCCUGUUGCAUGAAGCUGAUAUCCAUUUUCUAAUUUCUCUGUAAAAGACAAGGAGCAAUCAGAUUUACGGAAAUGUUGGAUUGUUUGUUCUACACGUACGUCUGAUAGAAGGAUUCCCACUGUCAUUCCUGUACAUCACAACGGAUAGCAUUGUCUGGGCGCAUGACCUCUGUACAGCACUCGGGACAAAAUGUGAGUCAGUGCAUGAUGCUUGCAAUGACAAACAACCCAAUGAGGCCAAAUGAGCUUGUAUGUUUGCACCAUAGGUUUCAUGCUACAUAUUUUAGUUACAUUUAAUCCACAGAAUAUCUAAAAAAUUUACAAACAGCAGGGUUUGUACCUGAAACUGGACCUUUUUGCAGAGCAAUACUGGUUAAUAUGUUUGUCUCUAUGACAACAGCAGACAACAGACAACAAAGAUGCAGUGCCAAAUCCUGAACGUUUACCUGUUUACAAGUAGAUCUGUGAGUUUUGCAACUCAGAUAAAAGAGUGUUGAUUGGUGGGAGGGGAUAUUUUUGUCAUGUAGGUCACAGAAGAUUUGACCCACAACUUAAAGAGCAAGUCACCCCCUACAAGAGACUUACUUCACUCCCACUUAAUAUUUGAAAAAUGCAACAAAUACUGUUGCCUGUCAGACCGAGAGGGCGGAGCAGCUAACAAAUACACAAACACACAGGCUUACAAUGGCAUUGUGACAUCAGAAUAUACCAGUUUACAUCAUAGCAUACCUCUUAGCCAGUAGCGGUGGCAGAUUUAAAUUCAAAUACAGUGCAGAGUUUUUACCUGACGACGGCGCAACACUGACAGCUUUAGGAAGAAUAUUUAAAAUUGAACUAAAAUGCACUGAAGUUCCAAAUGAUUGACUACACAUGUCUGCAACACGAUUAGACACUCGUUCAUGUCGUUUAUCAGAAAAAAAAGUUGGUUUGGGGGUGACUUGCUCUUUAAAUGUUCUGACUGAUGUUUUCUGCUGUAUUCAGGAUAAUGCCAUAAAAUGACUGUGGAUAAGCCAGUAAAGACAUGUCCCACUGAGAAUCAAACAAUGAGGAGGAAAUUUUACAAAAAAUAGUUGCAAAGGUGCCAUUACUUUGAUUUUUCUAAUGAAAAUCCACCCCUGCACUAGCUUUACCCCUCUGUUAACUGUUAUUUGACUAUUUUCUGUUCUCAUCGUUCAGCUGCUGGAUGCGUCUUCUGGUCUUUUGACAGAGGGUUAGGGUUAGGGUGACAAUAGGUGCUUUGCAGGAAACUGAUGCAGCAUAAAAGUAACAUGUUUAAUCAAGUGAGCUCCAUCCAUCAGAGUGGCAUCUUUAUGCAACUUUUGUUCUCCUCUUUUGCAGAUGUGAAUGCAGCAUAAAAUAUUUAGUCUACCACAGCUCAUGGCUUUCGUUUCCUGCCAACGUAACUGUUCUUGUCAGGAUGUUUACAGCUCUAUCUGCACAUGCAUAUUUACUGAAAUCUGCAGCUACUGUGGUAAAGCAGUUUUAAGGGAGAGACGAUCAACUUGACAUCAGGUUGUGCAGAAAUCUGCAGCAUCCCUUGAGCCCGGGGCAGUCGGAGCCCCAGAUGGUGUCAGAAACAUUCCACUUUGCACUGGGUCAGAUCUGCAGUUCAGGAACAAGUGCAAUAAUACCUCAAGAUAGUUUUAAUAAGACAGAAGCGGAGUCAGGUAUUCAGUGAAUUCAGUCAUUAGUUUUAGAUCAAACAGAUGCACAACUCAGUGCACAGUAAUGGUGACAUCUACUACAACAACAGUGAUGUAGAUAUUUACACUGAUUUCCACCAGAGGAACCUAAGGAGACAACGUUUUGCACAUCAUUUUUAUAUAAAAUGUUUUCCUUACCUAGCUGUACCAGGGACCGAGGCCAGUGGAACACCUGUAGAUAGAAUGACUGUGUGUGUGUUGAUGUUUUCUUUAGAAACUAUCAUAGUGAUUUAUGGAGGAAAAAUAGUUAAUUGUGGUUGUGUUGGACAUAUUUCAAUAUUUUCCUUGUGGCUUGGAAACUAAUGUGAACUGUUUUUAUGAUCCUUGAAUGUCAUUAAGUUACUUAAUUGAAAAGCUGGUUGAUUAACUUUUCUCAGAGAGACAUGAAGUAUAAAUAUUACCAUCUUUAAAUGGAAUUUUAAAACCGAAUUUACUGUUGUUUUGUGUCGUUAUGACAUGUAUAUAUUGAUUUUAUCACACACUGCGAAUGAGAGUGAAGACAUGAUGGAGUCAUCCGACGCCUCUGGAGGUUUGACCAUGUGAUUCUGUAGGUUGAUGGAGGCUGUACAUCACACAGAGGUACACUCAUGGAAAGUAGGUCUGUUAGUUUCUGAAGCCACACAUCUGCAGAGUAGCAUCACUCCCACCAUGUUCAUAUUUAGAUAAUUUAAAUCCAAUUUCCUUGCUCUGUUUUCUCUCUUGUUUCAAACAACAAGCAGCUUUGUGUGUUUGUUGGAGAGACGUGGCAGAACUGGAGUCUGACUGAGGAAAGAAGACCAACAAAAUAUCUCUUGGUAACACUUUACAAUAAGGGUCCCUUUAUUGGUGUUACUUAGUGCAUUAUUAAGCAUUAAUAAACUAUUAAAUAAAGUAUUAACAGACAACCCCAGGCCCUUUGUCCUAAUCUUAAGGAUACUUAAUAGUUAACAUUAUUGGGAUUGUUUAUAGAGGGAUUCUUUGUUUAUUAAUGCAUAAUAGUGCACCAAGUAGUGCUAAUAAAGCGUUACCAAUCUUUUUUAUAUGUAUUUAAAAAAUAAACAAAAACAGGCAUAUGGAGUCAUAUUUGGUGUUGCCCUCGCAAGAAGAAUUUUCUUCCUUUAAAAUCAGAUAUCAGCAUUUUAGAAUGAAACGAAAUACUUCGCAGGAAGGUUUGGCGUGGUUGGUUGUGUUUUUUUGCUCUGGAUGAAAGUUGUUGGUAAGAGGGAACUCUAAAGCUGAUUUCAUUAUUAUGAAAAUCCAACAGAGGAUCCAGAACAUUUAUUAAACAGCCUCAUUAGUUAAACUCAGCAGCUUUGGAGCAGCGUGACUUACUCCUAUCUGCCACGUCUUCCAGCCUUUGUGCAAAGUAUAUCUUCUUGGAUGUGUCGGUGUUUAACUCACAUUCUUGUGUUCAUUUGACCUGAAAACGGAGAACUAGAAGACUUCCCUGAAAUGUCAAACAGUUUGUGUAAAACACGCAGAGCACUCAGCGAGAAGAGAAAGAAUCCAAACGUUUGUUUCCAUAUUUUCCCUUUUCUCUCUCGGCUGUGAUUCAAACAGUCUGAAUAAUGGAUGACGAGGAGGGAAGCCGUCCUCUCUUUGCUUACGUUAAGGACGGCUGAAAAUAGCACUGCUGUCCUCAUGUGAUGUGAAAUUAAAAGCACACUGGAGUGGAGAUACUUGCUGCUGGGGAACGAAACGCUUGUUCUACUCCAUCUGGCAAUCGCUCCAUCCAGCCUGCAACACCACCUCCAUCUGUCUGUGCAAGAGCACUUUUCACCACAGCAAGUUUUUUGGGAUACACUGAUGUACAUGUGGUUGUAAUAAAGAGAUUUUAAUUAGC